Molecule: messenger RNA, 832 nt
Organism: Malania oleifera
Lineage: Eukaryota; Viridiplantae; Streptophyta; Magnoliopsida; Santalales; Ximeniaceae
Product: H/ACA ribonucleoprotein complex subunit 2-like protein
Exons: 4
Coding region: 167-631 (154 amino acids)
Biological process (GO): snRNA pseudouridine synthesis; rRNA pseudouridine synthesis
Cellular component (GO): nucleolus; box H/ACA snoRNP complex
Molecular function (GO): box H/ACA snoRNA binding
Source: RefSeq, a predicted model, not a curated record
UUAGAAACCCCAGUGUGACCAGCGUUAAGAGGCACGCUUUGUAAGAUGGCACGUGUGAAGUAAUAGGUCUGCAGGCAGGAAGAGUAAAACCCUACCCUCCGCCAACGUAAAACCCUUCUACUCUCAAUCGCCAGCGGGAGAGAGCGAGAGAGCGAGAGAGAGAGAGAUGGUUAGCGACAGUGAAACAGAGAAGACGCCGAAGGAGAAGAAGAAAACAUCAGCUCUGGCUCCCAUAGCUAAACCCCUGGCUGGCAAGAAGGUGUGCAAGCGGACUCUCAAGCUCGUCCGCAGAGCUGCUGAACACAAAUGCUUGAAGAGAGGAGUAAAGGAGGUGGUAAAAAGCAUUCGGCGUGGUAGCAAGGGAUUAUGUAUUAUUGCUGGAAACAUAUCUCCUAUUGAUGUCAUUACUCAUGUACCCAUCUUGUGCGAGGAGGCUGACAUUCCCUAUGUAUAUGUUCCAUCAAAAGACGAUCUUGCUAAUGCCGGAUCCUCUAAGAGGCCCACAUGCUGUGUUCUGGUGCUACCCAAGCCUACAAAGGGGGAGCUAGCGCCGGAAGAAGAAGAAAAACUGAAGGAAGAUUAUGCCCGGGUUGUAUCAGAUAUUUCCGAAUUAACAUCCUCUCUCUUCUGAAAGAAAAAAACUCUGUUCUUUUGUUUUUGUAAUUGAUGUACUAUUUUAGCUAUCGGAUUUGCAGGUCUUCUAAAUAGACAGUGAGCAGGGCCAUAACUUUAUUCAUAGCAUGCACCAAUAUGAAGUAGAGCGAAAUGAACAUGUGUGUGUAGGGUGGAUAAAUUGAGCUGCCCCUUUCUUUAUAUAAGCAUUCUGGAAAAA